GUCACAAUGGCACGUACAAAGCAGACUGCCCGUAAGUCCACUGGAGGCAAAGCUCCACGUAAGCAGCUGGCCACAAAGGCUGCCCGUAAAAGUGCCCCUUCCACCGGAGGUGUGAAGAAGCCCCAUCGUUACAGGCCCGGUACCGUGGCUCUGCGUGAGAUCCGUCGUUACCAGAAAUCCACCGAGCUUCUGAUCCGUAAACUGCCAUUCCAGCGUUUGGUGAGAGAAAUCGCCCAGGACUUCAAGACUGAUCUGCGUUUCCAGAGUGCAGCCAUCGGUGCGCUGCAGGAGGCCAGCGAGGCCUACCUGGUGGGUCUGUUUGAGGACACCAACUUGUGUGCCAUCCAUGCAAAGCGUGUCACCAUCAUGCCAAAAGACAUCCAGCUGGCACGUCGUAUCCGUGGGGAGCGGGCUUAA
This is a messenger RNA of Nerophis lumbriciformis (worm pipefish), 417 nucleotides long. NCBI's taxonomy places the organism in Eukaryota, Metazoa, Chordata, Actinopteri, Syngnathiformes, Syngnathidae. The record is from RefSeq and is a predicted model, not a curated record.